AAGAACCAUCAAUCCUUCAUUAGAGGGAGAGAGAGCUGAGGUUCUCUCUUCUCUGUAGCAAUGGCGUGGAGAAAAGCUGAGGUCUUCUCUUUCAUCUUCUUGGCUCUUUACUUCCUCUGUGCUGCCUCUAAUGAGGUCUUCUUUGAGGAGCAUUUUGAUGAUGGAUGGGAGGAUCGGUGGGUAGUAUCGGAUUGGAGGAAGCAAGACUACAUGGCCGGGGAAUGGAAUCAUACUUCCGGUAAAUGGAGUGGAGAUUACGAGGACAAAGGUAUCCAAACUACUGAGGAUUAUCGGUUCUAUGCUAUUUCGGCAGAGUUUCCAGAGUUUAGUAAUAAGGACAAGACAUUAGUUUUUCAGUUCUCAAUUAAACAUGAGCAAAAAAUUAAUUGUGGUGGUGGCUAUAUGAAGCUUAUCAGUGGAGAAAUCGAUCAGAAUAACUUUAACAGUGAAAACCCCUACAGUAUCAUGUUUGGACCUGAUAUCUGUGGACGAGACACCAAGAAGAUCGUUCAAGCAAUUCUUUCUUACAAUGGAACAAAUCACUCAUUCAAAAGGAAAGUUUCAUGUGAGAUAGAUCAGCUAACACAUGUUUAUACUUUUAUCAUCAACCCCGACUCCACAUAUAGUAUACUCAUUGAUAAUGAGGAGAAGGCAACAGGAAGCCUCUAUACUGACUGGGAUCUUCUCCCCCCGAAAAAAAUUAAAGACCCUGAAGCCAAGAAGCCAGAUGAUUGGGAUGAAAAGGUGUACAUUUCUGAUCCCGAACAUAAGAAACCAAAGGGAUACGAUGACAUUCCGAAGGUCAUACCUGAUCCAAAUGCUAAAAUGCCUGAGGAUUGGGAUGUCGAGAAAAGAGGCGAAUGGAGGGCUCCAAGGAUUCCAAAUCCUGAAUACAAGGGACCCUGGAAGCAAAAGAAAAUUAAGAACCCAAAUUAUAAGGGUAAAUGGAGGGCUCCUGAGAUCGAUAAUCCAGAAUACAAAGAUGAUCCUGAUGUUUAUGUCUAUCCCAACUUGAGAUAUGUCGGCAUUGAGUUGUGGCAGGUGAAAUCCGGAACUUUGUUUGAUAACAUUAUAAUAUGUGACGAUCCUGAAUACGCGAAAAAACUUGCCGAAGAUACAUGGGGAAAGAAUAAGGAUAUCGAGAGAGCUGAAUUUGAAAAAUACGAGAAAAAGAAACAGGAGGAGGAAACUAGAGUGGAGGAAGAAAGAAAUGAUGAUGAAGAUGAUGAUGAAGAUGGUGAUGAAGACUCUGAUGCUGAUCAGGAGGCAACUCAUGAUGAACUUUGAAGUGAGUUUGAUUAAGACAAUGGAUGAUUAAGACAAUGGAUGGUCGGUCAUUCAACAAGCUCUUGGUUUCAUUUUUGUUUUUCCUUGUUGACAAAAAAUUGGAAAAUGAAUAAGGAUGAUGUCUUGUUGUUGACAUUAAAAUGAAUAAAUUCAUUUUCUCAGUUUUCUUUA
Molecule: messenger RNA, 1458 nt
Organism: Dioscorea cayenensis subsp. rotundata (Guinea yam)
Lineage: Eukaryota; Viridiplantae; Streptophyta; Magnoliopsida; Dioscoreales; Dioscoreaceae
Product: calreticulin-like
Biological process (GO): protein folding
Cellular component (GO): endoplasmic reticulum membrane; endoplasmic reticulum
Molecular function (GO): calcium ion binding
Source: RefSeq, a predicted model, not a curated record